ACCACCUCGCGCUCCCAACACACUGAACCACGGCGCCCGUCGCUGGAGGCCGCCUGUUCAUUUUAAACCAAAAAUUGCAUCUUCUCGACACUUUCGAUUCGUCUGGGGUUCCAUUUCAAGCGGCGAGCAUGUCGAUUCUGGGGUGGGUGCAGGGCCAGUGGUCGACGCUGCCGUAUCCCGACGAGGACUGCAGCGGCCGGACCAUCAUCAUCACCGGCGGCAACUCUGGCCUCGGACUCGAGGCGGCACGGCACUUUGUGCGCCUCAACGCCGCCAAGGUGGUCCUCGCGUGCCGCAGCGUCGAGCGCGGCGAGGCGGCGCGGCGGGACAUUGUCGAGGCGUCGUCCGAGGGGCGCGCACACGGCACCGUGGUGGAGGUGUGGCAGCUGGACCUGAGCUCGUUUGACAGCGUCAGGGCGUUUGCGGCCAGGGCGUCGUCGCAGCUGCCGCGGCUGGACGUGCUGCUCAACAGCGCGAGCAUCCUGGUGCACGACUUUGCCCUGGUGGAGGGCCACGAGACCAUGAUGACGGUCAACAUCGUCUCGACCUUUCUCCUCACCGUGCUGCUGCUCCCGGCGCUGCGCCGGACGGCGACGCGGUUCAAUGUGACGCCGCACGUUACCAUUGUGUCUUCAGACGGUGCCUUUCUGGCCUUCUUCCCCGAGCGCAAGGCAGACCACGUCUUCAACACGCUCAAGCUCAACAAAAACUUCAUGGAGCGGUACAACACCACCAAGCUGCUGCAGCUGAUGCUGAUGCGCCGGCUCGCCGCGGCCGUGGACGCGUCGGGCAAGGGGCACUACGUCAUCGUCAACGCGCUCAACCCGGGGCUCUGCAGGACGCAGCUCUUCCGGCGCUCCUUCUGGCCCCUCAGCUGGGGCGUGUGGCUCGCCUUCGCCGUCUUUGGGCGCGAGCCCGAGAUGGGCGCCCGCACGCUGCUCGCGGCGGCCUGCUCGGGCGACGACAUGCACGGCCGGUGGAUGACGGACUGCAGGCCGCAGGUCUGGCCGGGCCGCAUGUGCGGCGACGAGGGGGAGCGGCUGGCGGCCAAGGUCUGGGGCGAGCUCGAGGAGAUUCUCGAGGGCAUCGAGCCUGGCGUCAUGGACAAUGUUUGAUGGGAAGGGGGGUUCCCAUUGUACGGAGUGUCA
Messenger RNA from Purpureocillium takamizusanense, 1148 nucleotides. RefSeq lists its product as uncharacterized. The record is from RefSeq and is a predicted model, not a curated record. NCBI's taxonomy places the organism in Eukaryota, Fungi, Ascomycota, Sordariomycetes, Hypocreales, Ophiocordycipitaceae. Bases 129 to 1115 code for a protein of 328 amino acids. The transcript is spliced from 3 exons.